Acanthopagrus latus (yellowfin seabream) is the source of this 6823-nucleotide messenger RNA. It is a transcript of the gene camsap1b, whose product is annotated as calmodulin regulated spectrin-associated protein 1b. Bases 140 to 4798 code for a protein of 1552 amino acids. The record is from RefSeq and is a predicted model, not a curated record. Gene Ontology annotation, biological process: negative regulation of microtubule depolymerization; cytoplasmic microtubule organization; neuron projection development. Gene Ontology annotation, cellular component: microtubule minus-end. The transcript is spliced from 18 exons. Gene Ontology annotation, molecular function: microtubule minus-end binding; spectrin binding; calmodulin binding. NCBI's taxonomy places the organism in Eukaryota, Metazoa, Chordata, Actinopteri, Spariformes, Sparidae.
AUUAGCUGGCUAUGAUGCGUCGCUGCUGCUGGUGUAUUUUCCACACGGCAGGCAACUGUAAAGUGAGGCAGGUCCUUGGUUAACUCUUUACCCCGACGGAACUGAAGGGUGACUUGGAAAUACACCAUACUUUUGAAGGAUGGAUGUUGAUUUGUGUGCUGGAGGGGACAGUACCAGGAGAAAAGUGGACUUGACUGGAGCUGCAGAAGGCACCAUGGAUGUCGUACCAUUGGAGAUGUAUGACUCCGCCAGAGCGAAAAUAGCUGCCAACUUGCGGUGGCUGUUUGCCAAAGCCUAUGGCAUUGACCAUAUUCCAGAGGACUUACGGGACCCGUUCUACACAGACCAGUACGACCAGGAGCACAUCAAACCCCCUGUCAUCCGCCUGCUGCUGUCCUGCGAGCUCUACUGUCGCGUAUGCGCCCUCAUCCUCAAGACUGAGCAGGCAGCAUCCCUUCAGUCCCACCUGUCCGUCAUCCAGGCUCUGUCCAGAAAGGGCAUAUACGUUGUGGAAAGUGACGAUACACCUGUCACCGAUGAGGACCUGGCCAGUAUGCCCAUCAAAAUGAGUGCUCACAUGCCCAUGAUCGAUGCCCUCAUGAUGGCCUACACAGUGGAGAUGAUCAGCAUUGAGAAAGUGGUGGCUUCUGUCAAGCGCUUCUCCACCUUCAGUGCCUCCAAGGAGCUGCCCUUUGACCUGGAGGAUGCAAUGGUCUUCUGGAUCAACAAGGUGAACAUGAAGAUGAGGGAGAUCACAGAAAGGGAGCACAAGGUCAAGCACCACCCCCUGGAGUCCCCCAGCCACCAAAAGGUACGGUAUCGUCGGGAGCAUGCUUCAGGCAAACAACUGCCAUUCUUCCCACUUCUGGAAGACCUGAUGAGAGAUGUUUGUGACGGAGCUGCACUGCUCACUGUGGUCCACUGCUACUGCCCAGACCUCAUGAAGCUGGAAGAUAUUUGCCUGAAGGAAGUACCCUCCAUUGCUGAUAGCCUGUACAACAUCCAGUUACUCAGAGAGUUUGCCAACGAGUAUCUGAAUAAAAGCUUCUAUCUGACAACGGAGGACAUGCUCUACUCGCCGCUUGUGCUCAAGCAUAAUGUGAUGGUGUUCAUUGCUGAACUCUUCUGGUGGUUCGAGACCGUUAAGCCAGAGUUUGUCCAACCGAGAGAUCUCCAAGAGUUCAAAGAUGCUCGAGCCAUAGCUCAGCCCAAGAGUGCCCGCCCAUCAGUGCCUAUCUCGAACGCCACCAAGCGCAGCUUCCUGGCCAGCCCUGGUGUGGCCGAUAACCAGAGCAGCCCAGAAGUCUGUAACAGGUACUUCCUGCACCCCGAAGAGUCUGACCCCCUUAAAGGGGGUCCAACUUUCAGUCCUUCCCACCCACUCCUGCCCCUCCGACAAAGGCAACAAAAGCAGCAAGGAGAAGAUGGUGCAGGUCUCAGAAACCGCUCCAACUCUCUGACCCAGAUGGACGGACAACCCCGAGGCUCUGUUGUUGCAUGGCCAGACAAGAGGCAGAGACCUCUGUCCACACUGAGCCCCUACAUGUUUCAUUCAGCCACAGACAGCGAUGCAGACAUUGCCUCUGGUGACAGUGUGAGUCUGGCCCGCUCCAUAAGUAAGGACAGCCUGGCGUCCAACGUCAUCAACGUCACACCCAAACACCAGACUUCUGUCCAACAGCCGUCACAGGCUGCGAUACGGAGAGUCAACGGCCACGGCCUCCUGGGUAAUGUUAACACUGAGAACGAGGAAGAGACUCUGUUGGCAGUUUCAAGGACUGAUGGUUCUGUCAUCCCUAAGCGGGUUGACGGAAUGCAAGCGACUGCCCCAGUGGGUCCCAAACCUUCCGCUGAGUCCAAACCUGCACCGGAUAGCUUUUACCUAGAACCACUGAUGCCUGCCGUGCUCAAAACGGCUAAAGAGAAGUCUGUAUGCCUAAACAAGGAGGAGGAGAGUGGCGAAGGGCCUCGUUCUUCAGGAAGGGGCUCUCUGCGCCGAGGAGAUGGAUCUACAUCGGCCGUGCGUAGGAAAGCUCCCUGUGGCCUGAACCAAACAUUUACCCCACCGGGUGAGGAGGAGGACUUGUCAGAGGAACCUCCACAGAGUCAGGCAGGCUUCAGACCCAUUGUUACCAGCAGUGUCGACCCCUCGUCCAGAGAACCAGCAGGGGGUUUCUACCUGCAUUCAGAUUCUGAAGAACCAAAGUCUGGCCAGGGCCUGGAUGAUGAGCUGGAGGACCUGGAUGAAGAGGAAGAGGAUCUGGAUGAAGCCGUUACCACUAAGGACCCCAACUGGCCUAGGAAAGCCUUUAUAGAGGAGGAUGAAGAAGAAGAAUCAGCCAAACUCCAAGAGGACAUGAAUGUGAAAGAGCAUGAGGACAAAGAUAUGAACGGUGGCAGCGGUCGCUCCAGCCCCUGUCUCAGCGCCAACUCCCAGGCUAGCAGCAUGGCCAGUAGCAGUGUGCGCAUGACUUCCUUCGCUGAGCGCAAAGCCCAGCAGCAGCGCUUCGGCAGCAACCACGACCUACGCUCCAGUGCCUCCAGCUCCCAAAGGACCACUCCAGAUGGAUCAGAGAGCAGCGGGCCUCUGACUUCCUCCUGGAGGCUUAAAAGAGACCAGAGCCCCUCCUCACCACUGGGAGGAUGCUCACGUACAGGCGAUGGUGCUACUGUACUGGCUUCUGAAAUUGUACAGCUCCGAAUGCAGCUGGAGGAGAAGCGACGUGCCAUCGAGCACCAGAAGAAAAAGAUGGAGGUGCUGUCGGCGAGGCAAAGGCAGAAGCUGGGAAAGGCAGCCUUCCUGCACAUUGUAAAGAAAGGUGGAGGCAAGAGUGACACGUUACCCAAUCCACUUAAAGCUGACGUCCCUAAAGACAAGCUUGCUGGUGAGAAGGAACCAUCAAGUAAAGAUGAUAUGUGUGUGGAUGCCCUGAGGGGGGACAAAGAGGUGGAGGGAAAAACCCCAACAGGUGCCUUAGAAGCAGACAAGAAAGGAAACGGUGGAAGCUUUUACCUAGAAGAAGAGUUGGACCUGAACGAGUGCAGCCACUCCAUUGAGCUGCUGAACGAAGCCAUCAGCAGCAUCCAGCAGCAGAUGAUGCAGCUGUCACUGCAGCAGGAGAUGUUGAUGAAACAGAAUGUACAGUCCCCCCCUGGGCCAACUCCAGCACCUGUCCCCAGCGACAAAAACGGUGACCCUAAGGCAAGCUCAAGCUUUCACAUCGUGGAUCACCUCUCUGGCUCCAACACCGCCCCCACCAGGAAGCCUCCCAAGCUGAGCUCAGGCCGGAGCUCCAGAUCCAAGCCAUCAGAGCUAAAGAUAGCCAAGGAGCAGAGCCGGCAGGCCUCCAGGACCCUUACCCCCACCCAGAGUGGCUCAGAGACACUACCACACCCAAGGCAGUUAGCUGGGGGCAGGUCCCCCAGGACCGAGCAGCCCGACAGUCCCAGAAACCCCACAGCAGGAGAGACAAUCGACAGGCCGGGCGCUGGUCACAUUCGUAGCGCCACCUACCGGCUUCACGAUGAAGCAAACAUGCGCCUCCCGACCCGAGUGGAUCUGACAGCGGUGGUUGCCCCAGAAGUGUCCUUUGACGAGUGCCUGUCCAGCACCAUGAGAGAGUCUGAGCUUAAUUCUUCAGACGGUUCAGGAAAAGAAAACAUCCCAUCAGAGGAGGGGCAGCGCAGCAAAGCCAACCUGAUUGAGGUCGAUUUGUCCGACCUGAAAGCUCUUGAGGCAGAGGAGGCUGCGGAGGACACGACAACAGAGGGAGGUGACGGAGAGCAGAAGUCAGUCAUGGGCUUCUUCUUCAAGGAUGAGCAGAAGGCUGAGGAUGAGCUUGCUAAGAAGAGAGCAGCGUUCUUGCUGAAGCAGCAGAAGAAAGCGGAGGAGGCCCGUCUGCGUAAACAACAGCUAGAAGCAGAAUCUGAGCUCAAACGAGAUGAAGCCAGACGAAAGGCUGAGGAGGAUCGCCUGCGCAAAGAAGAGGAGAAGACGCGGCGAGAGCUGAUAAAGCAGGAGUAUCUGCGCAGGAAGCAACAGGAGAUGUUCGAGGAACAAGGCCUCGUCAAGCCCAAAACGCCCAAACCGAAGCAGAAACACAGACCCAAGUCUGUCUUUAGAGAGGAAUCAUCCAGCGAUAAUUUCUCCAAGGGAUCCUCUACACCUGACAACCUGAGCAACGCCCAAUCAGGCUCCAAUCUGUCCCUGGCGUCCGCUGCGACCAACGAGGCUGACAGCGUCAACUCUGGAGGGGCUGGCUCCCAACGCUGUGACUCUGUGGAGUCGUUCCCUGGCAGUCGUAACAACAGCCGGACUGCAGAGAGAGACUGGGACAACGGCUCCACUGCAUCUUCCAUCACCUCCAUGGCUGAAUAUACUGGUCCCAAGCUGUUCAAGGAGCCCAGCGCCAAGUCCAAUAAGCCAAUCAUCCACAAUGCAAUCUCCCACUGCUGCCUGGCUGGCAAAGUCAAUGAGCCGCAAAAGAACCAGAUCCUAGAGGAGUUGGAGAAAUGUGAGUCCAACCACCUGAUGAUCCUGUUUCGCGACGGUGGCUGCCAGUUCCGGGCGCUCUACUCGUACUUCCCCGACACAGAAGAGAUCCAAAAGCUGACGGGCACUGGACCCAAGAGCAUCAGCAAGAAGAUGAUCGACAAGCUGUACAAGUACAGCUCGGACCGGAAGCAGUUCACCGUCAUCCCCGCCAAGACGGUGUCGGUCAGCGUGGACGCCCUGACCAUCCACAACCACCUGUGGCAGGCCAAGAGAGGUACUGUGCCAAAGAAAAGCGGGAAAUAGCGGGCCGGAUUUUAAGAAAAAAACCCCUCUGUCAUGCAAACCAUCUUAUCCCCAUCUUGCUUGUUUCCUGAAUAGACUGCAUUGACGCCCACAGCCAAGCUCGCCUCCGUGCUCGGUCUGGAAACCUGCUAGGGAGAGGCCCCAAUUAUGGACAUGUGGUCACCUGAAGGCAGAGACAAGGGAAACGUUAUGUGUGUGUGUGUGUGUGUGUGUGUGUGUGUCACAGAUGGUCAGAGGGACUGGUGCUUGCAACAAAAAGAUGGAAUGCCGGCUAAGUUAGCUUCUCCUUCCUGUGAUCUCAGUGCGAUCUGUUCAGGUUUCUUCUGGUCCGGCUCUGUUUUUCUACGAUGACCACGACUCAAGCAUGUGGCUCUCUUUUUGUGUUUUUCUCCGUCUCUCUCAUACGUGGUGGAUGUAUUUAUUUAUUAGUUCAGCACUGUCAUGGUCGAGAGCUCAGCUGCAGCACUAAAGACCUUCCUCCUCUCCAUAAAAAACGCCUCUCCUUUGGACGUAUUUCGGACAAAUGGAGGGGGGACAUUGGGAGUUUUUCUGUGGCUCUUUUCAGAAACUCCGAAGCACGGGACCUUUGUCCAACCCUUUAGGACUAUUGGACGGCUCCGCCGUCCCAACGAAAACAAUCUUCUUCCUGUGUGGACUGUCGAAUCUGUCGAAUCAGGCUGGCAUUGCCGAUUUUGCCUCACCAGGGAUCUCCAAAAAACCUGCUGCUCUGAACUGUCUUCUUCUUUUUGUCACGGGGGAGCUCCUCAGGUCUCCCCUCAGACAUCUGUUGGCCUUUCACGCAUCGUGGUACUAUCGUCUAUUUAUUCAACUGCUUUUUAAACUAGACGCUGAUCGUGUAGCACUGGAUAUGUGUAUAGCCCAAAAAAAAAAAAGGAAAAAAAAAGGAAAGCUAAUGAUGGUCAUUUUAAAUACUUUUAUUUAUCCAAACAUCCUCUUUCUUGAGGGUGUCAAAAGAGGGUGAAUGAGGUUUUGUUACACAAAUGAUGCUUUUUUCUUUUUCUUUUUUUUUUUUUAGCUUUUAUUUUAUUAUUAUUAUUAUUAAAGCAAUGUGGUAUAGAGUUUGAGCUGAUGUUAUGUGUUUUCAUCAUAACGAGAAUUCUCUGAUGUUUAGAGCUUAGUUGUGUUUUUCUCCACUGGGCACUCUUGAAUUGUCCUGUAUAAAGGUGCACUCAUGAACACUUGUCGGCGGCUUCUUUCAUGCAAUGUAACCCCCCCCCCCUCCCCUCCCUGAGUGUGUUUGUCGGCCUGUCCCAUCUUUAUCCGCGAGAGCAGCGCACACACUCUUGUUCUGAAGGGUGUCUCGGUGCUGGUCUGUAACCGGUUCGAAUGACAGUAUUUGAUAUAUUCACAAAGGGGUUUCUGUGUGCGGGCGGGCGGGUGGGGGACUGUGGUUCAGUUAUGUACCAACAUUAAAGAACAUUCCUCCAAGGUGUUGACAAACACUGCCACAUGGUCUCUCUCUUUCCCUCUGUCUUUUUUCCAAGAAUCAUCAAAAGUGCUUUUUUAGAAACCAUUUGUUGGCCUCGAGAACAACCAGAAGUGUUGCACGAGCACUUUAUUCUCUGUUUGUUGGGGAAUUUUACUUUUUUUAAAUGGGCAUAAAUACUAAAAAAAAAAAAAAAAAAACCAGUAACACUGCUGUCAUGUGCUCCGUAAAUUGUGGAAACUAAACCAAACACUAAGAGUUAGUACUGACAUGUAAAGUUGAAGGGCCUCCGCUGAUGUGAUACUACUGCUGUCUCCAAAAACAACAGAAUACUUGAUUUCUCAUGUGCUGCAUUUUGAUUUGUUUUUGGGGCGUUUUGAGGCGGAGGAGGAAGGUGGCAGAUUUUUAUUUGUAUGUGAGUGUAUUUUUAUGUUCACUAAAAGAUUGUACUGGCAUUUGGUCACCGUUUUUGUUACACUAGGUCAUCCUUGUUGAUUUUAUCUUUGAUCCCAUGCCAUCUAUUUAUUUUAAAAAUGGAAGCACUGAAACGGAAUAAAUUUUCAAGUGAAUAAAAGUCA